This is a messenger RNA of Setaria italica (foxtail millet), 2807 nucleotides long. RefSeq names its product dnaJ homolog subfamily C member 2. The transcript is spliced from 2 exons. The record is from RefSeq and is a predicted model, not a curated record. Gene Ontology annotation, biological process: 'de novo' cotranslational protein folding; regulation of translational fidelity. Lineage: Eukaryota; Viridiplantae; Streptophyta; Magnoliopsida; Poales; Poaceae. Bases 269 to 2233 code for a protein of 654 amino acids. Gene Ontology annotation, cellular component: cytosol. Gene Ontology annotation, molecular function: Hsp70 protein binding; ribosome binding.
AUCGCCGGCUGCUAGGGUUUUAUGGUUGCCGCCGCGUCCCCGAGCAUCACCGCCUCCAACCCCGACGCCCUCAUCCCGCGGCCGUUCCUACGCGUCGCAGCCGCCGUCCCCGUGCUCUCCCGCGGCCAGCAUCACGCCGCCGCCUUCCGUCGAGCCGGCGUGCGAGAUCCGUCCGGGCCCGGUUCCUUCUCUCUUCUAUCGUGCAGGUUGUAUCAGUUGUUUAUCUUGACUCAGGAGUUCUGUUAAAGAACUCGACAUUGUCGCUCAUAUGGAGCCCCAGAAGAGUUGUCUUCUGAUCACUUACUCCCAGGAGAUCGUAGAUGGGGUGCCUUUGUAUGUUUCAUCCAACUGCCUGCCCAUGAAAGCUUUGAAAUAUGAACCUGCUGGUCAUUCAUUCCAUGCUGCGGCAAUGAAGCUUCUUGGUCUUGGGGAGCAAGAAGACACAGAAACUGAUGAUCGCAGCGUUUCAUCAGAUGACAAGAGCCAAGAUUUUAAUACUGCCUCUGAUACCUUUAGCAGCAAAGGGAAGAAGAAGUCUUCUGGCAGUCAACAACAGGAUCACUAUGCAUUGCUUGGGUUAGGACACUUGAGGUUCUUGGCCACUGAAGAUCAGAUUCGGAAGAGUUACCGUGAUAUGGCCCUCAAACAUCAUCCAGAUAAGCAGGCUGCUCUGAUUCUUGCAGAGACAACAGAGGAGGCAAAGCAAGCAAAAAAGGAUGAGAUAGAGAGCAAUUUCAAGGCCAUUCAGGAGGCCUAUGAAGUCCUCAUAGACCCGACUAAGAGGAGGAUUUACGACUCAACAGAUGAGUUUGAUGAUGAUGUCCCGACAGACUGUGCCCCACAGGACUUCUUCAAGGUCUUUGGCCCAGCCUUCAUGAGAAACGGACGCUGGUCUGUUACCCAGCCUAUUCCUUCUCUUGGAGAUGAUGCUACUCCUGUACAGGAAGUUGACAAGUUCUACAAUUUCUGGUACAACUUCAAGAGUUGGAGGGAAUUUCCAGAUGAUGAUGAAUAUGAUUUGGAGCAAGCUGAAUCUCGUGAACAUAAGAGGUGGAUGGAGAGGCAGAACGCCAAACUACAAGAGAAGGCCAAAAAGGCUGAGUAUGCACGAGUGCGUACUCUUGUUGACAAUGCUUACAAGAAAGACCCAAGGAUCCAGAGGAGGAAGGAUGAGGAGAAGGCUGAGAAGCAGAGAAGAAAGGAGGCAAAGUAUUUGGCAAAGAAACAGCAGGAGGAGGAAGCAGCAAGAGCUGCUGAAGAGGAAAGGAAAAGGAAAGAAGAGGAGGCUAAGAAAGCUGCGGAAGCUGCACUCAAUCAGAAGAAGUUGAAGGAGAAAGAGAAGAAGCUGCUGCGCAAAGAGAAAACCCGUCUGCGCACUCUUGCAGCACCUGUAGUUGCAGAGAGCAACUUUGGUCUGUCAGAUGAGGAUGUUGAAACAGCAUGUGCCUCACUUGAUAUGGAACAGCUCAAGAAACUCUGUGACAGUAUGGAGGGUAAGGAUGCAGCUGAAAAGGCCAAGUUGCUGAGCAGUGCACUUAAUAAAGAAAGUUCCUCAAAGGAAGCAAAGAAAAGUGAUGCAAACGGUGUGGAGGGUUCUGCUCCAAAAUCCAACUCUACAGGAGGAAAAGUGACACAAGGCAGCAGCUUAUUGAACAGCUAUGAGAAAAAAGAGAGACCAUGGGGAAAGGAAGAGGUUGAAUUGCUUAGGAAGGCAAUCCAGAAGUAUCCUAAGGGAACUUCACGUAGAUGGGAGGUUGUUUCUGAGUUUAUUGGGACAGGCAGAUCUGUUGAAGAGAUUCUCAAGGCCACAAAGACUGUUCUUCUGCAGAAGCCAGAUUCAACAAAAGCUUUUGACUCUUUCCUUGAGAAGCGCAAACCAGCCCCAACCAUUGCUUCACCACUUUCAACCAGAGAUGAAACAGUUAGUUCGUCAACUGAUGGAGCUGGGACUGCUUCAUCCAAGACGGCGGCACAGCCUGCUAGCAGCCAGCCAGCCAAUGGGAAAGCAGCUGCUGAUCCUGUUCCAGAUGCUGCACCUUCUGUGACUGAUCCAGAGGCCUGGUCAGAGACGCAAGUUCUGGCUCUCGUCCAAGCUUUGAAGGCUUUUCCUAAGGAUGCAAGCCAAAGAUGGGAGCGUGUGGCUGCUGCUGUCCCGGGUAAGACUGUAGUCCAGUGCAAGAAAAAGGUUGCCGCAAUGAGGGAGAAUUUCCGGAGCAAGAAAAGCGGGGAGUAGUGUCAUUGCCUCACCUAAGUACAUUUUGCGAGGAAGAUUGUCUCUAUGGAAAUAUUUAUAUACCGAGCAUUGCAGCUGGUGGCCUCUGCCAGAGGUUUUGCAUGAUGAACCUCUUACCCCACCAGAGUGGUGAGAAUAAUUUUGUUCUGGAGCUGUGACAACUCUAAUUUAUCCUGCCAGCGUUGUCAUUUUGCUUAGUAGCAAUCAAGUUUGGGGCAGCCGGAGAGGAGGAUACGCCAUUGAAGCUCAUCUACUGUUGAUGGACUAAUGAUUGGCCUUUUUUAGCAGUGGUACGCAUGGGUUUUGUUUCGGCUGGCUCCUGGGUUGUCUAUGCUUGUUGGAAGCCAUUGGAAUAUUGCCUUGCAAUAUGCAAUGGUGUAGUGAUAUGGUUCGGCCUGGCUGAGUAAAAAUGUAGAGAAUCACAUGGGUUUUUGUUUAUCAACUAAGAUAGAAAUAUUUGUUACAUCGUGAGACCUGUUAUUGAAGUGAGCAUUAUUUUGCCUGACCACAUUUUUGUAUUUUGUCGUCCUAUGAUAAUAGUCUUUUAUCUGGCAAGUGGCUAUUCUUGUUGCAA